AAGCCGCGCGGAGCCCGAAAACAAAGAGUGCGCAGGCGCGGCGGCCGGGCCCGGGCAUUUUGCUGCGUCACCAGCCGCCGCCCGGCCUCACCACCCCUCGCACGCACGCACGCUCCUUCUUCGUCCUCGCGCCCCUCUUCCGACACUUUCCUCCUCUCCCGGCCUGAGGGAGCCGCUCUCCGCGCGGUGCAUUCUGGGCAUCGAGGUCGAGCCCGCCGUCGCCGCCGUCGCCUUAGGGGAGCGAGAAGAGGCCGCGACCGGGCAGAAGACGCCGGAGAGGAGUCGACUCGCCACCCGCCGCCGCCAGUGAGGCCCGCCCACCCGUUCGCCUGGCCCCCUGCCCCGUUCACCAUGCAGCCUGCUUCUGCAAAGUGGUACGAUCGAAGGGACUAUGUAUUCAUUGAAUUUUGUGUUGAAGACAGUAAAGAUGUUAAUGUAAAUUUUGAAAAAUCCAAACUUACUUUCAGUUGUCUUGGAGGAAGUGAUAAUUUUAAGCAUUUAAAUGAAAUUGAUCUUUUUCACUGUAUUGAUCCAAAUGACUCCAAGCAUAAAAGAACGGACAGAUCAAUUUUAUGUUGUUUGCGGAAAGGAGAAUCUGGCCAAUCGUGGCCUAGGUUAACAAAGGAGAGGGCAAAGCUUAACUGGCUUAGUGUGGACUUCAACAAUUGGAAAGAUUGGGAGGAUGAUUCAGAUGAAGACAUGUCCAAUUUUGACCGUUUUUCUGAGAUGAUGGAUCACAUGGGUGGCGAUGAGGAUGUAGAUUUACCAGAAGUAGAUGGAGCAGAUGAUGAUUCACAAGACAGUGACGAUGAAAAAAUGCCAGAUCUGGAGUAAGGAAUGUUGUCAUCGCCUGGAUUUUGAGAAAGAAAAAUAACUUCUGCAAGAUUUCAUAAUUGAGAAAAUUCCUGAGUUCAUAGCUCUAAAGGCAGAUGCUGUAUUUGCCUCCUUUAACCCAUUUUUCAACCUGUUUUUUUUUUUUUUUAAUUUUUUUUUUUUUAAAGGCUUCACUAAGGGUUGAUAAUGUACCAUUGUAUGGGGCAAUUUAAGUCAGGUAAGGCAAUAUCCUUAUGCAUGAACAUUUCCCAGGAUUCCAUGAAGCAGUUGAGAUCCUAGGCAACUGAUACAACAGCUCUGAUGAAUAAACACAUUUCACCUAA
This is a messenger RNA of Arvicola amphibius (Eurasian water vole), 1157 nucleotides long. It is a transcript of the gene Ptges3, whose product is annotated as prostaglandin E synthase 3. Gene Ontology annotation, biological process: protein folding; telomerase holoenzyme complex assembly; prostaglandin biosynthetic process. Gene Ontology annotation, cellular component: nucleus; cytosol. Gene Ontology annotation, molecular function: prostaglandin-E synthase activity; Hsp90 protein binding; protein-folding chaperone binding. Lineage: Eukaryota; Metazoa; Chordata; Mammalia; Rodentia; Cricetidae. The transcript is spliced from 8 exons. The coding region runs from base 352 to 834 and encodes 160 amino acids. The record is from RefSeq and is a predicted model, not a curated record.